AUUCCUCUUCCUUGUUUUCUCAUCACUCUGUGACUAAUUAAAUCAGAUCUAAAUAAUAAAUUGAACUGACUAAUCAAAUUAUUUAACAUUCGCUUUGAAAAUUUAACAUCCCUGUGUGUCCCAUUAACGGAAAAAAGAAAACAAAAAUCGCCUCCAACGAACUCACUCUCAGGACUUUCUUGAUAACAAACUCACUCUCUCUCUCUCUCUCUCUCUAAGCUCGCUUACGUAAGUGCUUAGUGAAUAGAUCGGGAGCCUUAUAAAUUGUGGCAGUUUUAUCUGUUUGCGUUUUCAACAGCAAUACCAAUCAAUUGAUAAGCAGGUGUAUAGCUGGGAUGAGAAUUGCUUUCAGUUCUGCAGGUGACAAGGACUGUGAAAUUAAAAUAUGAGGUACAAUUCGUGGAUUAGUUGAUAAUUGUAAAGGGAGCAGUAAUGCAGUCGGAGGAAGUUUUGAAGAGGACUGCAACAGUGUCUUCAACAACUAAAAACUCUAUGCAAGGGACUAAUAAUAAUAGGGCUCCUACUCCAAGCUCUGAUUCUUUAAACAGGUUAAAAGGUGAUGGCAAUUUCAAUUAUUUUGAAGACAGAGAGGCAAUGGAGCUUUAUUCAAGAGCGAGAACACAGAAAGAGGAGAUCCAGAUUCUCCGUCAACAAAUUGCAGCUGCCUGUAUGAGGGAGCUGCGACUGCUGAAUGAAAAAUAUAUUUUGGAAAGGAAGUUUUCUGAUCUGAGAAUGGCAAUUGACGAGAAGCAAAAUGAAGCCAUUACAUCUGCCUUGAAUGAAUUGGUUAGCAGAAAAGGCAAUCUUGAGGAUAAUUUAAAAUUGACUCAUGAAUUGAAGGUUGUAGAUGACGAGAGAUAUAUUUUCAUGUCAUCUAUGCUUGGCUUACUGGCUGAAUAUGGAGUUUGGCCCCAUGUGAUGAAUGCUUCUACCAUAUCCAACAAUGUGAAGGGCCUAUAUGAUCAACUAGAGUGGAAGAUCAGAACUUCACAUGAUAGAAUUAGAGAGAUAGAGGUGGCUGUUCACCCUGAGAGUGAAUCUCAAGAUAAAGAUAACCCUGGUCCUGGCUUCUUGAUGCAUCAAGUUCCUCAUCAAUCCAAGAUUCAAGAUAGCAACAACAAUUUCCCAGAGUUCCCAUUUGAUCCUGUUAGGGAAAGAUUAUUUGACAAAGGUAUCGGAGAAGUUGGAAGAGGAGAGAUGACCAUGGACUUGCCCCAUCCUUCCAGCUCACAUGAUGAAAUUGCUUCUUCUGUUUCUGAAGAGGGCCCUGGCAUAGAGGGUUUUCAGAUUAUUGGUGAUGCUGUACCUGGAGGAAAACUCCUUGGAUGUGGAUAUCCUGUGCGUGGAACAUCUCUCUGCAUGUUUCAGUGGGUUCGUCAUCUUGAGGAUGGCACUAGGCAGUACAUUGAAGGUGCCACAAAUCCAGAAUAUGUUGUGACUGCUGAUGAUGUUGAUAAGCUCAUUGCUGUUGAGUGCAUACCGAUGGAUGACCAAGGCCGCCAGGGAGAACUGGUGAAACGUUUUGCAAAUGAUCAGAACAAAAUAAAAUGUGACCCAGACAUGCAGCACGCAAUUGACAUGUAUAUUUCUAAAGGUGAAGCCACAUUCAGCAUUCAGUUGCUGACGGACGCUUCUGACAAAUGGAAGUCAUCAACUCUUAUCUUGCGACGAUCAGGCUACCAAAUUAAGACAAUAAGCGAUGACAUUGAGCUGAUUGCAGAAAAAUAUUCGAAGAACUUAUCAAUCAAAAUUCCUUCUGGACUCUCAACACAAUUCGUGUUAGCUUGUUCUAGUGGAUCUUCUCAUCCUCUCAAUACAUACAACGUUAGAGUGCGUGAUACUCUUGUUUUGACGAUGAGAUUGUUCCAGAACAAGGCGUUGGAUGAUAAGAGGAAGGGUAGGGCGUAAAAGAACCGCAGGCCUCUCGAACACGUACGUUUAUUAUAUGGAGUGUUUCAGUUAAGAUUCAUGUCAUGUCGAAGACGAGAAGACAAUAAAUUUGAGUAAGUCUAAUUCAUUUGAUGUUGUUCAUCUGUAUCAUAAAUUUUGUUGUUCCUGUCCAUGUAGAUAAAGGAUCACACACUUAUACCUAGCAUUUUAGGUAGCAAAAUAAGAAAAAUUCCACAAGUGUAUUUUGUUCAAUUUUGUCCCAAAUUUCACCAUUGUCACAAUUCUAUGUAACUUGAGACACUUGUUCCUUCGAAUUAAGUCAGUGUGUUCUUUGAAGGAAUUACGAAAUAUGUGUUUGCCUGUUUUA
Messenger RNA from Ricinus communis (castor bean), 2257 nucleotides. RefSeq lists its product as uncharacterized. The record is from RefSeq and is a predicted model, not a curated record. Bases 433 to 1908 code for a protein of 491 amino acids. The transcript has 20 exons. Gene Ontology annotation, cellular component: plasma membrane. Lineage: Eukaryota; Viridiplantae; Streptophyta; Magnoliopsida; Malpighiales; Euphorbiaceae.